Molecule: messenger RNA, 2718 nt
Organism: Heterobasidion irregulare TC 32-1
Lineage: Eukaryota; Fungi; Basidiomycota; Agaricomycetes; Russulales; Bondarzewiaceae
Exons: 15
Coding region: 1-2718 (905 amino acids)
Biological process (GO): Golgi to plasma membrane transport; exocytosis
Cellular component (GO): exocyst
Source: RefSeq, a predicted model, not a curated record
AUGGGUAAACUGAACUUCGACCCGGACGAGGCAGCCCUACUCAAGGCGUACAAGAUCUCGACGCUCUCCCCGUCGAAAUGGGAAGAGGCAGAUCAUGAGGACUCUGUUGCGGGGCAGAUUAUCAGCCCCACGACGAGCACGUCCGAGGCGGAGGGGGACCCGCUCGGGCUGGGCGCAUUCGUCGACGUGAAGAACAUGGACAUGGAGCAGCGCGCGGCCAUCCUCACCUCCUCCAAGUCCUUCGACCCCAAGGCCUUCCUUUCUGCCAUACACCCCAACGCGACCUACCAAGACCUCGCCGCCGGCAUUGCACACCUCCGCGCAUCCAUCGACUCGCGCUCCGAGGCGAUCCGCGUCCUCGUAGAGGACAACUUUGACAAAUUCGUCGCCGUCAAGGCGUCCACCGACGCGUUGCACCUGGAGAUGAAAGAGGGUCUGCUAGCCCCGUCGACGGACUAUGCGUCCAAGCCGCUGCGUGACCAGCUAAAACAGGCCGCAACGAAAGCGAACCAAGUCUUCCUCCCCGUGCUCGAGAACGCGAGCAAGGCACAAAAGCUGCGCACCACGCUCGGUGUAUUCGAGCGCUCGAAGUUCUUCUUUAAUCUACCCACAUCCAUCGUGGAGUCCAUGGAAGCCGGCCGAUACGAAGUGGCCAUGCGCGACUACAAGAAGGGCAAGUUCAUGCUCGAGACGCGGCCCGGUCAGCUCCUCCCCAUCGGAGCCUCAAAAGACAGCCAGAACACGACGGCAGAGCAGCAGCAGAAACGGAUACUGGACAAGGUCUGGAAUACCGUCGAAAAGGCGAUGAGCGAGAUGCGGGCCCUGUUGCUCGGGCAGCUGCAGCAGCCUGGGAGGCCGGUUGAGGACCAGGAGAAGACGAUCGAGAUUUUAUUGGAGCUGAAUACUCCGGACGAUCCUGUGUGGACAUACUUUGACGCCCAACAUAGGUUUAUCCUGGAGCAGAUGAAGAAGACGUAUCAGAUUGCUGUCGGAGUCGUGCACAAUGCGGUCUUGGCAUCUCAGUUGCAGACAUGCGUCGCGGCGUUGAAGUCGAAUCAAUCAGAAGCCGUCCUAUCUCAGUCGGGUGGACACGAAGUAUGGCAGACAAUCGUGGACAUGGUCAAGGCCGUGUCCGACGUGAUGAUGUCAGCCCUGCCUAAUUUCUGGAGAAUCGCCAAAUCGUUCUUGGAUGGUAAAUACAGAAAGUCUCCAGGAUCCUCCAACUCGCGCCGCAGUCCCUCACAAGUACGCACCAUGGCCCUCGACAUCGUCAAACUAUACAUCUCCCUGCUCUCCGAGUUCUUCAUUUUCUCCGAUAUGGCUGUGAUGACGCCUCCAGCCGCAGGAGGCGAUGGCACUCCUCCGCUGAUCCCAGGUCACUCAAACAUACUGACGACAGGCCAUUAUCUCAUGCGGAUCCUCGGCGAAAUCCAGGAAUGCGUGAACGAGGUCAAUGCGAUGGAGGUGUCGAACGACACGGCUACGAGUCUGAAGGGUCUGUUGGAGAGCGCGCGGUGGAAGUUCGUGGACAUCCUGGUAAUGGGAUGGUUGAGAGAUGCGAAUAUCUUCUAUCACCUUGAGACCUGGACGACAUCUUUGAGCGAGCCGUACACGACCGUUUACCUGGACGACAUCCAGCUCUUUCAAAAGCAUGUCACGACCUACUCCUUCAAGCUCGCAGGCGGCGUCGACCUCUCCUCGUCAGCGUCAGCGUCCUCGUCGAGAAUGGUGAAGCAGUACCCCAUCCCCUCGGAGUUCGUCGCGAAGAUCACCAAGGCGUUUUUGGACACUUUGUAUGCGUUCCUGGACGGGCUGGUGCAUCUGGCGUCCGACGAGUUGCCUGUCAGUGUGGACAAGCCGGUGCAGGCGCCGGGCGACACCGUCGUACAUAGCAUGUCAAACUUAGACCUAUCAGACGUCGACACGCGGACAAUUUUGGUCGUGUCGAAUAUCGGGUACCUCAAACAGGUACUAAUCCCAAGCAUGCUCAAAGAGUUGGAGACUGCGUUCAACGUGUCCGCGGAAGCUGAUCGUCAGAACCUAAUGAGCGUGGUGGAUGAGCUCGACCAGACUCUGUUCGAUGGAUAUGUCAAGCCCAAGGCGGCGGUGGUAUCCAAUGCCAUACGCAGCGGAAUCCUGGAUCCUUCAAUGGACUGGUAUGAGACGCCUCAGCCCACAGGUGCGCCUGUCUUCCUAUUCGUUCCCUGUGUCAUUGAUUCCAAAUCUGCACUCUUCGCAGAAAUCCGUCAAUACAUGUACGAGACGUUGAUGUACCUCGUCGGCGUUCAUGCGCAAGUCAACAACGCCGCGGCGCCUCUCUUGGAGCGCACUCUGAAUGCGUUGGUUGAGGACGUCGCGGAGGAAGCUUUGCGAUGCUUCAAACAAGUAAAGAGAUUUGGCAUGGGCGGCAUGCUCCGUGCGACGCUAGAGAUCGAAUUCAUGCAUCAAACUCUCUCGCGUUACGUGACAUCAUCGGCAGCUAAGACGCUACAGGACCUGUACAACAAAAUAUCGCAGGCAUAUGCGCGGCGGCCGGGUGACGAAAACCUGCAAAGCCAUUUGGACGGCGUCAAGAAGACGUUAGCAGACACGCGGCGUGCGACAGGAAUUGAGUUUCUAUGCUUCAGGGCCACCAAGGAGCGCAAACCUGCGAGCAAGGCGGAAACCAGCGGGACUCCUAAAAAGGAUAGAGAAAGAUCGACCAGGGAAGGGAGGUAG